UGUGCAUAUUGUAAAUAAACAACAAAGAUUGAGUUAUAACGGCCGUAAUUGUGAAAAAGAAAUCACUAGAAGUAAAUAUAUUGCUUGGAUUAAACAUUUAAGAUGAACUUGUCAUGGUUACCAUGUGUUUUGAUUUUGACACUGCUAUCAGCCAGCAAUGCAGUACUAACACACACUCUUCAAGAACAUUACCCCCCCGAAAUCAUGACGGCAGUUUUUGAUGCAUUUGGUUUUAAUGAACGAGGCACUCGCAAACAAGACACCGAUGUAAUAAGGUCAAGGUUUCAGCUUAAUGAGUUAAGCCCUAAAACUCAAGAACUAUUAAGAAGAGCUGAACGACCAUGCACGCCAUAUAACUGCACAGACGAACCAAAAGUUCCACCCAUAAACCUGUGCAUCAUUAUACAGAAGUCAUGUACGGUGAAAUCCAGUGAUGUAAAGCUGGCUUACAAUCAUGCUAGAGCUAUCAUUAAGACCAUUAACAAUGCUGAUGUAAUUAGUACUGUCAUAUACUCGGCUGAGGGAGAAGUACAGGACAAACUAAGGAGGACGAAGGGAGCCAAGAUCAAGAAAAUUAGAAAAAUUCUGAAGAAAUUUAGGCCACCUUCCACGAAGAAACAGAUUUGCGAGGACUGUAAGGCCAAUACAAAAGAUGCCAUCCAUAAGUGCUGGGAUGAGUUCGACAAACAUGGAGCAAACAACACACUGCAAGAUGUGAUCAUUAUAUACACUGAUGGUGUUUCCUUUGAUACAAGGUUUAACCUUGUGGAGGAAAGACAGAGAACUCUGGAUAAGGUGGAAAGUACAAAACUAAGAACGUCCCCUGUAGUUUCAUAUGUCUUCAAGUAUGAUAACCCUAGUGGCCCCGUUAACGGAGACAUUGAGUGGAAUGCUUUGAAUAUCCCUAGUGAUGUCGCCAACAUGCAUCAAGGAGUGCCUAUGAGUUUGACUAAAGCAUCGGACGGAGUAAAAUUUGUAUCUGAGAUGUGCAAGGGUGUGCCUGACUGUACGCCCAAACCACCGUCUUGUGGACAGAUAGAUCUUGUUCUAAUCGUGGAUCGAUCCAACAGUAUUACAAUACCAAACAUAAAACGUACGAAAUUGUUUCUACGUAAUUUGGUUUCUCACUUGCAAAUAUCAGAGGGGAACGUGCGGAUAGGUUUGAUUUCGUAUAAUCAAAAUGUAACUGUCCAUGCAAGCAUUGGUGCAAAACUUAACAAGACGCAGGUGCUUUCCAAAAUCGCCGCUAUUCCAAAUAGAAAUGCUUUAGCGACCCAUACUCAUGAAGCAAUCUUUGAAGCGAGACAGAUGUUAUUGGCAAGUCAAAGGAGAAGGCUAGCGAAGCAGAUAAUGAUUAUUGCCACUGAUGGUCAGACUUGGCUGCUGAAAGACAAUGCCGGAGGAUAUGCUGCCCGGCACAAUUCUCCACUAACUGUUAACCAAUCAAGAUUAGCUAAGAAAGAAGGAGUUGAACUAUAUUUCUUAGGGUUACCUAAUAGGGGUGGCAAGAAAAAUGGCAUAGAUGAAGAGUGGAUACCCUCAUCAAGUGAGCCAUUUGAGUGUCACUUUGUCGACAUGACGGACCCAGGAGUAACAUUUGAUGACCUUGUUUUUGCGAGAUUUCAUCUUUUGGUACAGUUGUGCCUUGCUAAUGGUGAAUGUCGUUAUGCAGAAGAAGAUACUGAUGAGGCUACAACAACAGUGGGGUCUUAGGAUUCUCCCUUAUAACAAUGUUAACCUGUACGUGACAUUUAAUAAAAAACUUAUUUUGAAGAAAAUACACACUAUUAUCGUAUGAUCUAUAAAAUGAAGCCCCUGAUUGGUCAGUUCUUGUGUUGCACCAACCUGUAUUGCUACUGAGAUUGUCCCCAUUGAUCAUCUCCGUCGCAAUUACAGAAAAUAUUGGUACGGGGGACAAUCUCAGUAGCAAU
Molecule: messenger RNA, 1931 nt
Organism: Owenia fusiformis
Lineage: Eukaryota; Metazoa; Annelida; Polychaeta; Sabellida; Oweniidae
Source: the annotation of a GenBank genome assembly